AUCCAUUGCGCCACUGGCCCGAUGCAUAUUUCUGUUAUUCCCUCAGUUCUGACUGACAGGAUCUUUGAUUCUCUUUAUGGUAGAGCAGCUAAUCAAUGUAUCAGCCGACCAUACCACCAGCUGCACACAAAGAGAGCAGGUCUGUGCAGUUUUAAUAGUUAGGUCUACAGAAUACAACAGCUAAGGAAAAAUCAAAAGAAAAGUGACAAUUCUCACUCCACUAACGGCCCUGUAUCCUUAUCUUGUCACUAGAGGGCGCCAAAUGAUCUUUCCUACAUUUAAUUCUAACCUUAGUCUUUUAUUGUUUGCUGUUGAGACUUCACAAUGGUUUAUUUGUUGCAUUGUUGCCACCAAAUCUUACCACGUGAGGAGCUUCUGCAGGGGAUGCUGGUGUUGUGAAUGGGCUGGUCCCGGUGAUCCACGAUCACAGGUAUUGUGGUUGGAGGAGGGAACAGGGACCGCAGAGAGCAGAGAAAGUUACCAACUGCACAGGGCUGUUUUGUUGGAUAAAACCUUUGUUUAAAUUGACUUACUGUGCAUAUAAGUUGAGUCAGCACUGGUGGAAAUAUGUGCAUUGUGUGAAAGCCCUGCAGUUUUGUUCGUGACUUCAUCCAUCCAUCAGCAGCAUCGUGCGCUCCGGCGCUUCACUGACCCGCAGACGUCUUCUCUCCGCCGGAUCAUGUGGAUUAUUUUGGCGUUUAUUCUGGCAGCGGCCGGUCCUGAUGGGAGCUGGGGGUGUCAGCUGCCCCACGACUGGAGACCACAGACAGAAGCGUGCCGAGCCGAGCUGGCGGAGAUCAUAGUCUUCGCCAAGGUGUUGGCGCUGCACAAGGAAUCGUACAGCGUGUAUAACUACCUGCCGUGGCAGCACGACACCGACCUGCUCUUCUCCGCCGAGAUCGAGCUGCUGUGCGACCAGGCGUGGGGCAGCAUGCUCGAGGUCCCCGCCGGCUCCAGGUUCAAUGUCACCGGCCUGGGCUACUUCCCCUGUUUCUCCUACAGUGUCACCAAAAACAACAACUACUACUUCUUUCUCAGGAUGGAUGAAAACUACAAUAUCGUCCCUCAUGGAGUGAACUUCCAGGACCCCAUCUUCCCGGACACUACUGAGAACCACCGCAUGUUUGCCAGCCUUUUCCAGUUUUCCAACUGCACGCCUGGUACUCAGGUCCACACCUACACCCCAGAGUGGGAGGCUCAGGAGGACAGCCGGUUGUUGUGCUCUACGGUGCAGAAGGCUCUCUUUGAGGAGGAGGAAAGGGUGAGGACUCUCUCCCAGAAGGUGCGCUCCUUGGAGAAAGCCAACGGCCACCUGCGGGAAAAGGUGAAGACCAUGAAACGUCUGUUGCGCCAGGCCCAACGAGAGACAAUGAAGGAGCAACAGACCCUCAGCCUCAAACAGCUCUAUGAGUCAAAGACCCCCCAAACCCAUCCGGAUCAGGACACUACCCAGGACCAGAAGGGCCCUCCACUCAAAAAGGUCCUCUCCAAGAAGCUAAAAAACUAGUUUUUUCCAACUGUAAACUAUGCAAACCAACCUUGGCUCCCAAUGAAGUGUCAGAGACAGAGCAAAAUGAAAGUGUAUUGUGUGAAAAGCUGGGGGAAGUGACAGCAACUGUGGCAAUAAUUAACAGCAGAUUGGUAUUUCAUGACAUUAUCCAUGUCUUCAACUUAAUUAAUAUGCUUUUUUCAAAAGGAACAUACUGCGGUUGCACUUUAUGACAAGGCAUUAGCUCUGCAUGGAAAUUUGUUCUGCAGAGAAAUUUAAAAAAAAACAACACAUUGGUUUUAUUGGACCAACCAGCAUUGUAGUUUUAUUUCUGGUAAAAUUGAACUGUGCCAUUUAGACUGUUGACUACAAAGAAACCAUUCAUUCCUAUUUACAUCCUUAUCCAUAUACUUCCAAGAACUGAAUGUGUGUGUGUGUGUGUGUGUGUGUGUGUGUGGAGAGAGGGGCUUUCAUUUGACCUAUAUUGUGUCCCCAAAUGAACUAAAGUGAAGGAUUAGCAGCCUGUGAGAUAAGGGAUGUAUAUAGUUUCACAUGAGUAAAGUGAUCUUCAUCUAAAUCUCCUUAAAGGUGCAGUGUGUAGGAUUUAGUGGCAUCUAGUGGUGAGGUUGCAGAUUGUAACGAACUGAGUACUCUUCCCCCUCACCUUCCAUUUCCAAGCAUGCAGGAGAACCUAUGGUGGCUGCAAAACUCGCGAAAAACAUGAAAGGCCCUCUCUGGAGCCAGUUUUUGGUUUGUCCGU
Thunnus maccoyii (southern bluefin tuna) is the source of this 2249-nucleotide messenger RNA. RefSeq names its product coiled-coil domain containing 3b (gene ccdc3b). Gene Ontology annotation, cellular component: extracellular region. NCBI's taxonomy places the organism in Eukaryota, Metazoa, Chordata, Actinopteri, Scombriformes, Scombridae. Gene Ontology annotation, biological process: negative regulation of gene expression. Bases 680 to 1507 code for a protein of 275 amino acids. The record is from RefSeq and is a predicted model, not a curated record. The transcript has 4 exons.